Molecule: messenger RNA, 2166 nt
Organism: Phaeoacremonium minimum UCRPA7
Lineage: Eukaryota; Fungi; Ascomycota; Sordariomycetes; Togniniales; Togniniaceae
Product: putative atp-dependent rna helicase mak5 protein
Exons: 3
Coding region: 1-2166 (721 amino acids)
Cellular component (GO): nucleolus
Molecular function (GO): nucleic acid binding; ATP binding; RNA helicase activity
Source: RefSeq, a predicted model, not a curated record
AUGGAUCGCACUGCCAAGAAGCGAAAGACCCAGAGCCCUGGAAAGCCGUCCGCAUCCAAACGGACAAAACUCGCCAAUUCCAAGACUCUCUCAUCGAAACCGAAACGAAUAGUGACGGCGGAUUCUCUGGCAUGGAAAGAGGUCAGCGUACCUGAGAUGUUCGAUGAUGCAGAGGGAUUCUUUGGAUUAGAGGAAGUGGAAGGCGUAGAAGUAGUGCGCAAUGGCAAUACGGUCCAAUUCGUGACAGCUGCGCCGUCUUCCGAUGCGAGCGAAUUCGAAGGCUUCGACGACCCUCCACAAGUACCGCAAGAGGAAGCGGUACCGAAGACUUCGCGGAAUAGUGAUAAUGGGCAGAAAGAGAAGAUCAAGAAAGAGAGCAAGAAGCCUAAAAACUCCAAGCCCACCGAGGACCCUGAACUAGAGAGCAAUGUCUUUUCAACGUUGCAGGAAUCAGAUGGGCCAGCAGAGGAUACUGAUAUGUCGGCUUGGGUUUCGCUUGAAAUAUCCCCUGCUGUAAUAUCAUCCUUAUCAAAACUGGGGUUCUCAAAGCCGACUGCGAUUCAAUCAGCUGCUAUUCCUAAAAUCCUUGCUGGUCACGAUGUUAUUGGAAAGGCAUCCACUGGUUCUGGAAAGACUUUGGCUUUCUCUAUACCUAUAGUGGAGUCAUGGCUGAACGAACGAGAAAUCGGAAAGCAGAAGGAGACCAAGUCUCCUAUCGCACUGAUACUAUCUCCAACCCGAGAGCUUGCUCAUCAGAUUACAAAUCAUAUCAAAGAAGUGUGCGCCGGGUUAGAGAUAUCUCCUUUUGUAUGCUCCGUGACUGGAGGACUAUCCGUCCAAAAGCAACAGCGACAAUUGGAGAAAGCGGACAUCGUCAUUGGUACCCCCGGUCGAUUGUGGGAGGUACUCAGUGCAAGUACAGCUCUUCUUGGAUCUUUCAGGAAAGUGCAGUAUCUCGUAGUUGAUGAAGCUGACCGACUGCUCACUGAGGGGCACUUCAAGGAGGCAGAAGACAUUUUCAACGCUCUCGAUCGAAUUGAAGGGAACGAGGAUGAAGAAGAUGAUGAGCUUUCUCCACGUCAGACCCUCGUUUUCUCGGCAACAUUCAACAGAGGUUUACAGCAGAAACUCGCUGGCAAGGGCAAAUACGAUCUCAUGACCGAGGCGCAGUCUAUGGAAUACCUACUGAAGAAGCUGAAUUUUAGAGAGGAGAAGCCGAAAUUCAUCGACGUCAAUCCGGUAUCUCAGAUGGCCACUGGUCUCAAGGAAGGACUUGUUGAAUGUGGUGCCAUGGAGAAGGAUCUAUAUCUGUAUUCGCUCGUCCUCCUUCAAGCCAAUCAACGAAUAUUGGUUUUCACAAACUCUAUCAGUGCCGUUCGGCGUCUUACUCCUAUGCUACAGAAUCUCAAUCUCCCCGUGCACGCCUUGCACUCUCAGAUGCCUCAGAAGGCGCGGCUUAGGUCAGUGGAGCGUUUCACAAGUUCGAAACCAGACACAUCAGCCAUUCUAGUCGCGACCGAUGUUGCCGCCCGUGGUCUUGAUAUUCCAGGAAUCGAUGUAGUCAUACACUAUCAUGUACCUCGAGCAGCCGAUGCCUACGUCCAUCGGUCGGGUCGAACUGCUCGCGCCGAGAGAUCAGGCUUAAGCAUUCUUCUAUGCGCACCCGAAGAGGUGACUCCCACGCGACGACUUAUCGCGAAGGUCCAUGCAUCAUCAAAGAAUAGGGCCAGCAAGAAAACAGAUUUCUUCGUCCGAACAAUUGAUAUCGACCGCCGUGUAGUGUCUCGCCUGAAGGAACGAGUGACCCUUGCCAAGAAAAUUGCAGACUCUGCUCUUGCGAAGGAGAAGGGUGGGAAGGAGGACAACUGGAUGCGAAACGCUGCUGAAGAGCUUGGUGUGGAAUAUGACAGUGAUGAGAUGGAGAAAGCCUCAAACUGGGGAGGUCGCGGUAGUGGCAGGAAGUCCAAAGAGAAAGAAUCUAGAGAGAUGACCAAGACUGAAGUUGGAGCCUUGAGGGCACAGUUGAAACAGCUCCUUGCGAAGAGGGUCAAUGCUGGAGUGAGCGAGAGAUACAUCGCCGACGGCACAGUGGACAUGGAUGAGCUGCUGAGAGGCGCAAAGGGCGACUUCCUGGGGACAGUUCGAAGUCUUGAUCUUGAUGAUUGA